Messenger RNA from Myotis lucifugus (little brown bat), 654 nucleotides. RefSeq names its product outer dense fiber of sperm tails 4 (gene ODF4). NCBI's taxonomy places the organism in Eukaryota, Metazoa, Chordata, Mammalia, Chiroptera, Vespertilionidae. The record is from RefSeq and is a predicted model, not a curated record. Bases 1 to 654 code for a protein of 217 amino acids. The transcript has 4 exons.
AUGGAAAGGAAGGGGGUGCUUAAAAAGGAAGAUGCGGUAGAGGUGAACCCGGGACAAGAAGAGGGGGUGCAGGACUUCGCCGUCUCCCCCAGCAGAAACAGGGUGCUGUACCGCCACCGGGACUCGCUGUUGCCCCUGAAAUGGAAAGUUGCACACACCUCCCGCUGGAAGGCACAGGUGCUCGCCUCGGUGCUCAGCCUCAUCGCCUUUUCCCUGAUGCUGAUCAUGGCCUUCUCCAAAGCGUGGCUGUACCCCUCCACCAUCCGCUUCUUCAAGCGCUGGCCUGCGGAUGUCACAGAGCACAUCUACAAAUCUACCCACGUCAUGUCCCGGGGGCUCCUGCAGAUCUGCAUCUUCCAGACCUGCUUCUCCUCAAGGGAUGUGGAAGUUGCCUUACUUUUCUCCGGCCUCCUGUUGUUUCCGAUUGAUGUCUGGCUCUACGAGGUGGAGAAGAAUUUUUCAAUCCACAUCGGGUGGAGCUAUUUUAUUGGCUGGGUGGUGUUUAUCUUAUAUCUCAUCUGUGCGUUCCUCUGCUACUUCAACAAUAAAAGGUUCUGGAGUCUGAUUCUGAGCAGCGCGUCUUCCACCCUGUCCUUCAGCAGCAGCAGCAGUAGCACCCUGUACACGGACGGGCAAAUACCUCUCAAGAAUUAA